AUGCACGUGAACAGUAGUCUAGGGAACACGCUGCUACACGGAACUGAACUUCCUGUAUUUAAAGACUUCUAUGCUUUUAAGAUGGCAAUAAGUGGGUCAGUGCAGGACAGUCAGUACCACGGACACACGGCAUCCACUGAGCACCACCGACAAAUCACCAACGACAAAGUCCCACGGACACACGGCAAAAGCGCCUUGGCUCGGCCCAGAAAAAAAAAAAACAAAAACGCGAGGGGAGACAGCGCAAGUGAAAGUUCGGGCCACAGCCCCACAGGCAGCGUCCCCAUCAGCUUCUCUCCCCAGCUCUGCGUGGGCACAAGGCGGCAGAUCCCGCAGGGCAGCCGGGAGGACCUGUUGAGGGAUCUGAGGCCUCGCGACACGCUCGCCUGCAGCCCCCGGGGGAGCGACGGACACCGGCCGCGGGGACAUUCGCUUCCACCGCUCCCCUCCGCCCGCCACACGGUUCCGCGCAAAGGGCCCUCGGGCCUGGCCAGGCGGGAGGCGCGGGGACCCGGCGGGAGGAGCUCACAAGACUCCGCGGCUUCCCGGCGCCAGCAGGCCGCGCGCGGUUCCCCGCCGCCUUCACCCGGGCCUGCUCCCCACGGCAGCCCGAGGUUCAAGGUGCCGGGCCGAGGGAACGCGCCCACCCCGCAGGCCUCACCGGCCCGGGGCAGUCCCCGAGGCCACCGUCAGCCGCCGCCCGCCCGGGAGGCCGCGGCCCGGCCCACGGCGGCGCGGGGCCUGCGGGGCUGCGGAGGACGCCCGGCGGGGUGGAAGUUGGCAUCCCCGCCCGGCGGCGGUUCACUCGGCGCGGGCGCGGCCCUCCUCCGAGUUCAUUGUGUGCGCUCGACUUUUUCCUCCCCGCGCGGGGCCGGGCCGGGCAGGGCAAGCGGGGCCUGGGCCGAGCCGCGCACGGGGGGCUCUAGCGGCGGACGCGGGACCUGCGCGGCCCGCGCUGCCUCCCCGCCCCGAGGCCGGGGGAGCCCGCCGCGCCCGCUCCUACCUUCCCUCGACCCGUCCUCGGCGCCUCUCCGAGAGACCGGCUUCAGCAUAUUCUAA
Psammomys obesus (fat sand rat) is the source of this 1059-nucleotide messenger RNA. Its product is annotated as translation initiation factor IF-2-like. NCBI's taxonomy places the organism in Eukaryota, Metazoa, Chordata, Mammalia, Rodentia, Muridae. Bases 1 to 1059 code for a protein of 352 amino acids. The record is from RefSeq and is a predicted model, not a curated record. The transcript has 3 exons.